AUGGCGGCGAUCUCCUCGGCGGCUUCCCCCGAGCCCGCCGCGCCUCCCGCUGAUCGGUCACCUCCACCUGCUGCAUCCACCGGCGCACCGCACCUUCCACGAGCUCGCGGCGCGGCUGGGGGCGCCCCUCAUGCACCGCAUUGUGUGGUGGCCAGCACGGCCGACGUCGCCAGGGAGCUCAUCCGCGACCACGACGCCACCAUCUCGGGGCGGCCGGUCUCGGUGCUGUCCCGGCUCUUCUCCUACGGCUCCGCCGGCUUCGCGUUCACGCCCAACAGCCGCCACUGGCGCUUCCUCAAGCGGCUGUGCGUGUCCGAGGUGCUGGGCCCGCGCACCGUCGAGCAGCUGCGGCACGUCCGGCGCGGCAGCCUGGCGGCGCUGCUGCGCGCCGUGCGGGCGUCGUCGGCGCGGGGUGAGGCGGUGGACGUCACCCGCGAACUCAUCCUCUUGUCCAACACCGCCAUCAUCCGGAUGGUGGCGAGCGACGUGCGCGUGACCGACGAGGCACAGGAGCUGGUGAAAGCGGUGACGGAGCUGCUCGUCGCCUUCAACCUGGAGGACUACGUCCCGCUGUGCCGCGGAUGGGACCUCCAGGGCCUCCGCAGGAAGGCCACCCGUGUCCACCGGCGGUUCGACGCCGUGUUGGAGCAGAUGAUCAGGCACAAGGAGGAGGCCAGGGACAGGGAGCGUGCCCGCGGCGGCGGCGGCAUGCAGGAGGAGAAGAAAGUAGAGGGGCCGCCGGCGACGUGCAAGCAGCGCAACAAGGACCUGUUGGACAAAAGUUUCAAAGUUAGAUGUACAAAAGUUUUAUAG
Messenger RNA from Miscanthus lutarioriparius, 813 nucleotides. The record is from the annotation of a GenBank genome assembly. NCBI's taxonomy places the organism in Eukaryota, Viridiplantae, Streptophyta, Magnoliopsida, Poales, Poaceae.